Messenger RNA from Cololabis saira (Pacific saury), 1950 nucleotides. Its product is annotated as zinc finger protein 436-like. The transcript has 4 exons. NCBI's taxonomy places the organism in Eukaryota, Metazoa, Chordata, Actinopteri, Beloniformes, Belonidae. Gene Ontology annotation, cellular component: nucleus. Bases 1 to 1767 code for a protein of 588 amino acids. The record is from RefSeq and is a predicted model, not a curated record.
AUGCCUCCAGAAGAUUCUGGUGUUACAAAGUCUUCCUCCACAAUUGAAGAUUUGGAACAGAUGGACACGGAGAAUCAGUUCUGCAGUCCAACUGAAAUGGAGACAGUUGUCAACAGUGAGAGGUGUCAGAAACAUAGCCUGGUGUGUGCAACUGUCUCCCCCUUGGACAAGUGUCUCCAGUGUGUGGGACCUGUGUCCUCCCUCAAGUGGCUUGGCUAUAAAUGCAGAGAACUCCCACAAGAAAAUGUUUGUAAGGUGGAGGAGGACGGGGUUUCCAGUGACCAGCACCUGGAUAACCUGGAGAGGAGCUGCAGCCCGGACCAGGAGGAACCAGGGCAUCCACAGACUACAGAACUGGAGGAAGACUCCAGCGGUCAGGAGAUGAAGCACGAGGACGUAGAGGUGGAUGUCUCAUUGGUCAAUGUUGCUGAUGUGAAAGUUGAAAAUGGGGAACCAGGACCAAACUGUGGCCAGCUGCUGUUGCACACUUCUCCUGAAGCUCAAAACAAAGAUGAGGAAGGAACUGAAAGUUUACGCUCAGACUCCAGUAAAACUGCAGAUCCGGAGCCAAUGAGACGACACGGUGACCACGAAGAUGCUGCUGUCCCGUCAGACAGCAACUGUAAAUCAAAGCUGACCAGGACCCACACGGGGAAGAAGGUAUUUUCUUGCAGCACUUGCAGGAAAGAGUUCAGUAAUAGUAGUAAUUUAAUGGAUCACAUGAAGAUCCACACUGGCGAAAGGCUGUACCUGUGCAACACCUGCGACAAAACCUUUACUUAUUUAUCAUAUCUUAAACGGCAUAUAACCACGCACACGGGCGAGAAGCCCUACAUCUGCAAAACAUGUGGAAAAAGUUACAGGCUACAUUCCCAUCUGGUGAUUCACUCGAAGACCCACAUGGACGAGAAGCCCUACAUCUGCAAAACAUGUGGAAAGAGUUACAAGCAACGUUGCCACCUGGUGGUUCACUCAAGGACCCACACCGGCGAAAGGCCGCACGUGUGCAGCACCUGCAGCAAAACCUUUACUAUUUCAUCGGAUCUUAAACGCCACAUAACCACGCACACCGGCGAGAAGCCCUACAUCUGCAAAACAUGUGGAAAAAGUUACAGGCUACGUUCCCACCUGCUGGUUCACUCGAGGAUCCACACGGGCGAGAAGCCGUACCUGUGCAACACCUGCGGAAAAACCUUUACUCAGUUAUCAGCUCUUAAAAGCCACAUAACCACGCACACGGGCGAGAAGCCCUACAUGUGCAAAACAUGUGGUAAAAGUUACACAGAACGUUGCCACCUGGUGGUUCACUCGAGGAUCCACACCGGCGAAAGGCCGUACCUGUGCAACAUCUGCGGAAAAACCUUUACUAGAUCAUCAAAUCUUAAAAGCCACAUAACCACGCACACGGGCGAGAAGCCCUACAUCUGCAAAACAUGUGGAAACAGUUACAAGCAACGUUGCAACCUGGUGGUUCACUCGAGGACCCACACCGGCGAAAGGCCGCACGUGUGCAGCACCUGCAGCAAAACCUUCACUAAUUUAUCGGAUCUUAAACGCCACAUAACCACGCACACGGGCGAGAAGCCCUACAUCUGCAAAACAUGUGGAAAGAGUUACAAGCAACAUUACAGCUUGGUGUUUCACUCGAGGACCCACACGGGCGAGAAGCUAUAUUUGUGCAAGACGUGCAACAAAGGUUUUGGCCGCAGAAUUGAUUUGCUGAGUCACAUGAAAAAUCACCCGGAGGAGAAGUCUGGUGACUCGUGACAAAUGAAGCUCAUGUUGUCGUCCUCCGGGGGCAGCUGUCCACUCCUGUCUGGCCCACAGAAGAAGAACCCGCAGAAGUCCAACCACCACCUCCUGUGGCUGAUGAGCCUAAUCCCCUCCCCACAAGGGUUGCAGGUUCAACCCGGAUUUAUGUUUCUCCGUCAACUUGACGCAGAGGGAACG